CUUCAGCACAGAUUUCCCGAUUGAGGCUAGUGUGAAGCUGCGGCGGUGGGAGCUUAUCCAUCCCAUCCAACAUUCUGCCGCCGUCCAGACCUCCGUUGUUGCUCCAAUUCAUCCAAGCUGCGUCCCCGGCCUCUACCUUCCAGACCCUAGUUCAGGGUCUCGUUCAUUCUCUUCGCCGUCGCAUCAUGUGUGACAUUCGUUGAGUUGCCUUCCAAAACACCUCCCGCACGACAUUCAUGACCAUCGCGUCGAUAGCGAAUCCGUGAUCUUCGGCCUGCCUCGCUUCCCAUUCCUUCCACGACGGACAAAAUGGCCACACCAACCCUGGAUCGCUUCUUAGCGAGCGUCGCAGAUAUCGUCAAAUCCCGCGAUGGAGCCAAGCUACAGGACUUUCUACAGAUUGAACCUCCCCUCCCCGAUGUCUAUCGGCAGAUGACCAACGAGCUACGGCAACACCAUCCUUCUGGUCCGCGGGAAACAGAUCUAUUGCGACGAUGUGAAGGAUUGGUUCCAAAGUCCAAGGGUAGCUCCUGGACCGCUUUUGCGACUUUCAUGAAGCUUUACUGCACUUUUCUACGUGAUGUGAAUGUCGAUAACUUGCUCGAGACAUACGAUCUUCUCAAGGGACUCGUCAACCAAUGUGUUCUUGCAUUGGGUGAUAGUCAAAUGGGUGUUAUUGUCUUACCGACCGUUCUGUACCUCUCAAAAGUCCUCGCGAAGCUGGCCAUGGGCCUCGACCGUCGUCCCGAACUGAUUGCACACCUACUCCGACUCGACGGCCGUUCAAACCAGGAUGAGACUGUGGAGAAGGUGACACUGGUGGAGAAAUCGGCAAACGUGGUUCGGGAGGCCUUCAUCAAGUGCCUCACAGACCGAAGUGGUACGCCAGGGAUCCAUGGAAAGCCCGAAGGCAAGCGCAUUGGUAUCUACUUGAUGGCCAACCUCUGCCUGAAGCUACUCUUCCAGUGCGGCAAACUUCGAAAUGCGGAGCAAAUGUUCGCGAGUAUCAGCGCACAAUCCCCGCCCCUCAAGUACUUCCCGGCCUCCCAGAGGGUGACAUACCUAUACUACCUCGGGCGCUACCUAUUCGCCAACAACCUCUUCUAUCCUGCACAGAUUGCCCUACAGGCCUCGUACGACCAAUGCCACCAUCAAGCGCUAAACCAGAAGCGAGCCAUCCUCACGUACCUGAUCCCAUGCAAUAUCAUCUUGGGCCGAUUCCCCACCCUCCAACUGCUGCAACGUCCGGAAGCCGAGGGACUGGCAGAAAAAUUCAUUCCGAUCUGCCGCUUGAUCGCUCGUGGCGACUAUAUCGCCUUCCGGGAACACCUGGCUGUUGGUUCCCCCGAGACAGAAUGGUUUGCGCGUAAGGGGAUUCUUCUUCCGUUGCGUAACAGAUGUGAGAUCCUUGUGUGGAGGUCUCUUUCUCGUAAGGUUUUCAUUCAUGGUGGUUUUCACGGUGACCCUCAAGGCCAGAGUCGUGGACCGCCCCCAUUCUUAUACCUUAGCAAACUUGAGGUUGCUAUUCAGUGGAUCCAAUCUCAGCAUACGGUCCCAGCGCAACAGGCUUAUGGUUUCUUCGCCUCUCGACCCGAGCUCGAUGCACAGGCUGGAAACAACCGUGUUGGUUCCCAGGUAGUAUACAAACCACUAGACUGGGACUUUGAAGGUGUGAACGAACUUGAUGCGCAAGAAGCCAUACCUGGACCCAGCCUGAUAGCCAAAUAUGCUGAUUACCUGGCACCUGAUGGAUACUUCGAUGCUCAAGGGCAAUGGCAAGCCAAUCCAGCCGGGAACCUGGUUGAUGGCCAGCCAUCGGCAGAUUACAAGCAAUUUGAGCUUGACCCCUACGCCAGCCGCCCUGACCUUGAGCCCGAAGAGGGGAAACCUACUUUGAUGAUGCGGGAGAUUGAGUCAAUUCUAGCUUCCCUCCUAACCCAAGGCCUGAUGCGCGGUUACCUGACCCACAAGAAUCCCCGUUUAGCCAUCCCGGGCGCACGCCUUCGUGGAGCCGUGCCUACCGGGUUUCCCAACGUGUGGCAGACAAUUUACGCCCGAGAAAGUGAAGAUGACAACGUUCCAGGCUGGGUUCAGCCUCCAGCCGCGGCAGCGAUUCCUACGGCUGGCGGAGGAAGAGUGGUCAAUCUCUCGGGAGCACGACCUGUUGGCGUUCAAUGA
Messenger RNA from Aspergillus aculeatinus CBS 121060, 2178 nucleotides. RefSeq lists its product as uncharacterized. Bases 310 to 2178 code for a protein of 622 amino acids. Gene Ontology annotation, biological process: post-transcriptional tethering of RNA polymerase II gene DNA at nuclear periphery; transcription elongation by RNA polymerase II; poly(A)+ mRNA export from nucleus. NCBI's taxonomy places the organism in Eukaryota, Fungi, Ascomycota, Eurotiomycetes, Eurotiales, Aspergillaceae. The record is from RefSeq and is a predicted model, not a curated record. Gene Ontology annotation, molecular function: RNA binding; double-stranded DNA binding. Gene Ontology annotation, cellular component: transcription export complex 2. The transcript has 3 exons.